ACAGACUACAAUGCCACAGUCACUGUCCCAGAUUGCCCGGGUCCUGAACGAAUACUGACUAUUAUAUCAAGUAAUGACAAUGCUUUGAAAGUUUUGGGCGAAGUUAUGGGUAAUUUAGAAGAUGGUGGUUCAAGAUUUAAACGUGGUGGAGCUGGUGGUGGUCAAGGUAAUAACGAUAAUCAAGGAGAGACUGAUGUCGAUGUUAGAAUGUUGGUACACCAAAGUCAAGCUGGGUGUAUAAUCGGAAAAGGAGGAUUAAAAGUGAAAGAGCUAAGAGAGAAAACUGGAUCACGGAUUAAAAUUUACACAAGUUGUUGUCCUAUGAGUACUGAUAGAGUUGUACAAAUAACUGGAAAGCCAAAUACUUGUUCAGAUUGUGUAAGGGAAGUCCUGGAUUUAUUAAAAACUGCCCCUGUUAAGGGAGCAGAAGAUCCUUAUGAUCCCAAUAAUUUUGAUGAAUACUAUUCUGAUGAAUAUGGUGGUUAUGGUAAUCCAGCUGGUGGUGGUGGUAUGAGAGGUGGUAAUAUGAAUCAACGUGGACCACCUGGACCAGGAAGAUUCCAAGGCGGUGGUGGUGGUGGACCUAUGAAUAAUCGGGGAAUGGCUUAUUCCAGAGGCGGCGGAGGUGGCCGUGGAGGUGGUGGCGGUUUUGGCGGCGGUGGAGGUGGAGGAUUCAAUAAUACUGGUGGAGGAAAUUAUGGAGGCAAUACUGGAGGCUAUGGUGGCGGACCAGGUGGUUAUGGAAAUAAUGUUGGCUCUGGAAACUUUGGCGGUGGUGGUGGAGGAGGUUAUGGUGGUGGAUUUGAUGAUGGUCCUAUGAGUGAUUUUAGUAUGCCUCCUCCAGCUAUGGGUCCUGGAGCUGGAAAACCUGCGGCUUUUAAUGGUUCUACGCAAGUCACAAUUCCGAAAGAUCUCGCGGGCGCGAUAAUCGGCAAAGCCGGCGCUAGAAUACGCCGUAUACGCCAAGAUUCAGGAGCCGGAAUCACUAUUGGCGAACCAACUGAAGGCUCAGAUGAACGAAUAAUCACUAUAAAUGGCACAGACAGUCAAAUUCAAAUGGCACAAUAUUUAUUACAACAAUGCGUUCAAGCCCAAAAACCUGGAGGUCCUGGUGGCGAUGGCUUCAUGUAAAUAAUAAUAAUAAUAAUAAUAA
Messenger RNA from Diuraphis noxia (Russian wheat aphid), 1153 nucleotides. RefSeq names its product Heterogeneous nuclear ribonucleoprotein K (gene HnRNP-K). The record is from RefSeq and is a predicted model, not a curated record. Lineage: Eukaryota; Metazoa; Arthropoda; Insecta; Hemiptera; Aphididae. Gene Ontology annotation, molecular function: RNA binding.